AUGCAGAGACUGCGCACAACCUUCAAGCGCUCUCGCACUCCUACACCCGCCGACAUGAAGACGCAAAGCAGCCUCGAAGUGCCCAAGCAGGUUCGGUCUGCCUCGUUCGAUGAGAUACAACUGGAAGCUGCGCGAGGUUCGGGACCAAGCACUUUACUCUCUGUGCCUCAACAUGGAGCCCGCAGUCGGUCUUUCGAUUCUGCCGGUUCCGACGACUCUGGCACUUAUCUGGAGGUACCUCGUCUUUGGUCAAGACGGAGAUCGGGAAAAGGCACACCACCACCAUGUGUACAUUGCCGUCAUAUGGAGACAUGGCUCGCUCGACAAAGCGAAGAACGGGUCACACCUGAACGACCAGCAGUCUCUUCUUCAGCAGAAGACGAUGAUGAGGAUGAUGAGAGUGAAAUAGACGCUCCACUGGUUUUAUUAACACCAGCCCCACCACUCAGUACUCUUUUACCGCCACCACCUCAGUCACCGCCGCCGUCACUGGGAGCACCGUCAUUCGAACUACAACCGCCAUGCGAUGAACCACUCAUCCAACCACAAAGACGGAGAUCAAUAUCAAGACAAGAGGCUUUCUUUGUCGAGCCAACGGGAAGUUCCCUAGAAAAUGUUCGCGCUUCAGAACAAGAUGCGAACGGCUCAGCGAGGGACAUCAUUGUUCACGAUAUAUAUUUAGCAGUUCCUGAAUUAAAGCGUGAUCGUGCCGCGUCUGUCGAUUCCUCUUUCUCUAAAGUGUCAGGUGGUGCGAGAGCUGAAGAAAUUAGUGGUGCCGGUGAUUCGUUAACAGUGCCUGGAACUGGGCUACGUUCAAGAUCUGUAGACAUCGUAUUACCAACUGCUGAACAAUGUCGGUAUAAGGCACUUUCGUUGACGGCAUCACAAACGCCACUGCAACAUCAAGGUCCUGCAGAAGCCAUUCCAACUGCCCUACAGUCUCUCGACGAAAGGUUAGUGGUAUUAAAAUAA
Molecule: messenger RNA, 972 nt
Organism: Parnassius mnemosyne (clouded apollo)
Lineage: Eukaryota; Metazoa; Arthropoda; Insecta; Lepidoptera; Papilionidae
Source: the annotation of a GenBank genome assembly